Molecule: messenger RNA, 2378 nt
Organism: Macadamia integrifolia
Lineage: Eukaryota; Viridiplantae; Streptophyta; Magnoliopsida; Proteales; Proteaceae
Product: protein ENHANCED DOWNY MILDEW 2
Exons: 13
Coding region: 228-2378 (716 amino acids)
Source: RefSeq, a predicted model, not a curated record
GAAUGGGGAAAUCCAUUCGUACUUCAAAGUUCAAAACUGGUGAACCACUGAACCCUAACCCUCCCGACUUAUCCUUCGUUCCGGCGGUUCCAACGGGGCGAGGGCAUUACAUGAUUCCAUUCCUGCAACCCUCUACUGAGAGGUUGCAAAGUAGGGGUGUGAUUGGCACUGGAAAGAGGUAGACAAGGAAAACUUUUAUUCUUUCUGCAUUCUGAUUUGGUUAAACGAUGUCUUCUUCAGAUGGGGAGGAUGAAGCUGUGCCCCAGUCUGUUGCAAAUUAUCAUUUCGUGGAUGAAAAGGAUGAACCUAUUACAUUUUCUGUUUUGCCUAUUCAUUGGGGUGAUAAUGAAAGCCCAGGAUUUACAAAAAAACAGAUCUUUUUGCAUGGGACCGCUGAUGGGCUUCAGAAAAUCUAUAAGCAGGUUAUAUCAUGGAAGUUUGAACUUUUGGAUGCACAGCCUGAGAUUUCGGUGCUUUCCAAGGAGAAAAAAUGGAUUAAUCUCCAAAAGCCAAGGAAGAGUUUUGAGGAUACAAUCAGGACAAUAUUGAUUACAGUGCAAUGCCUCCAUUUUGUGGGGAAGAAUCCAGAAACAUCUAGCAAAUCCUUGUGGGAACACAUGCGGAAAGAUUUCUGCUCAUAUGAUGUCCUGCCUACUGAAAAUGACCUGUUGGAUAACAUGCAUGUAAUUCGCGCAGCUGUUCAAAGGGACAAAAAAUUGGCACAAUCCAAGUAUCUACUGACAUUUCUUGAGGAGAAGCCCAGGAAGAGGAACUCAGUUGAGGAUGCUCCAUUUGGUUUAGAUGCAAAAAUACGUAAAUUUAUUGUUGAUGAUGAAGAUGUGGAAGGAGAUGAAUCUGAUGAAGAGAAUGACCUCUUUGAUUCCGUUUGUGCCUUUUGUGAUAAUGGUGGUACCAUUUUGUGUUGUGAAGGGAGGUGCUUGAGGUCAUUUCAUGCAACCAGAAAAGAUGGCGCUGAGUCUCAGUGUGAAUCCCUUGGUUUAUCUAAGUUUGAAGUAGAGGCCAUUACAAAUUUCCUCUGUGCGAAUUGUCAAUAUAAACAACACCAAUGUUUUGCAUGUGGAAAGUUGGGUUCUUCUGAUAAAGAUUCUAAUGCUGAGGUCUUCCAUUGUGCAUCCGCAACUUGUGGUCAUUUCUAUCAUCCUCAAUGCGUUGCAGGAUUGCUUCAUCGGGGGAAUGAAGCUAAAGCUCAAGAACUUCAGAAAAAGAUUGCUGCAGGGGAAACAUUUACAUGUCCUGUCCAUAAGUGCCUUGUCUGUAAACAGGGAGAAAAUAAGGAGGAUACUGAUUUGCAGUUUGCAGUAUGUAGACGUUGUCCUAAGGCAUACCACAAGAAAUGCUUGCCCAAGGAGAUUGCUUUUGAAGAUUCGGAGGAUGAGGAUAUCAUACAAAGGGCUUGGGAAGAUCUCCUUCCUAAUCGUAUCUUGAUAUAUUGUUUGGAUCAUGGGAUUGAUGAAGACAUUGGUACUCCAGUGAGAGAUCACAUUCUAUUUCCAGAUGAUGUUGAAAGAAAGAAGAAAAAGCGUCCUUUUGAGUUGCAUUCAGGCAAAGAGAAGAUUAGGACAGAAAAGAGAACUGUAGUUUCUGCUGACUCCAUGAAAAAAAAUGUCGUGAGGACUCCAAAACAACUUGGAAAGGUGCCUUCUACUGUUAGAGAUGGUAGUUCUUUCGAAAAAAAUGUGAAACAACUUUCUGGGCAAGGAUACGAUUCAUCAAAGAAAUCCACAAUAGUUGAUGUCUCUAGGAAACCUUCUCUUAAGUUGAAGACAAAGCCUGUCUUAGUGGCUGUUGACAAGCCUUCUACAGCAGAAGAAAGCAAGUUAAGUUCAAUGUGGAAUAGAGGGUCGGAACCAGUCAAGAGUAAGCAGAUGGAUGUAACAGGUGGUGCACUUGGAAAGUCAAUGGCAGUGAAACCAGUCUUGAAGAAAUCAAGCAGUUUUUCAGUAGAUCCUGAAACAAAGAAAAUUAUACUGGAUUUAAUUCAAAGUACAUCAUCAAUUACCUUAGAGAAGAUCACGUCGAAACACAAAUUGCCUACUACACAUGCGCACUCCUCAAAAAACAUGGUUGACAGGACCAUUACUCAGGGAAAGGUGGAGGGUUCCGUUGAGGCUGCUCGUGCGGCUUUACAGAAGUUGGAAGAAGGAUGGAGCAUUGAUGAUGUGAAGGAACUGUGUGCACCUGAUGUGCUGUAUAAAAUAGUUCAUUGGAAGAAUAAGCUUAGAGUUUAUCUUGCGCCCUUUCUCCACGGCAUGCGUUAUACAUCAUUUGGUCGCCAUUUUACAAAAGUUGACAAGCUUAAGGAGGUAUAUGAGUUGUCCUUUUAUUCAUUGGCAAACUUUUUUUACUAUCUAAUAUGA